Messenger RNA from Rotaria sp. Silwood1, 1503 nucleotides. The record is from the annotation of a GenBank genome assembly. Lineage: Eukaryota; Metazoa; Rotifera; Eurotatoria; Philodinida; Philodinidae.
AUGAUCGAUAAUAAUUUAGUUGUACUUAAUCGUCAACCAACAUUACAUAAAAUGUUAAUGAUGGCACAUCGUGUUACAAUUCUUCCAUGGUCAACAUUUUGUUUAAAUUUAUCUGUAACAACACCCUAUGAUGCUAAUUUUGAUGGUGAUGAGAUGAAUUUACAUUUACCACAAUCAAUUAAAGCUAAAGUUGAAUUAUCUGAAUUAAUGAUGGUACCACGUUUAAUAAUAACACCACAAUCAAAUCGACCUGUUAUGGGUAUUGUAGAAGAUACAUUAACAGCGGUUCAAAAAAUGACUAAACGUGAUGUAUUUAUUGAAAAAACAGCUAUAUUAAAACCCAAACCAUUAUGGACUGGUAAACAAUUAUUUUCAUUAAUUCUUCCACAAGAAGUUAAUUGUAUACGGACACAUAGUCAACAUCCAGAUGAUGAAGAUAACGGACCAUAUACAUGGAUAUCACCUGGUGAUACAAAAGUUUUAAUUGAAAAUGGUCGAUUAUUAUCUGCACAUAUUGUUUUUAUGGAAUGUGGUCAUCAUAUUGCUGGACAAUUAUAUUAUCAUAUACAACUUGUUGUUAAUAAUUGGUUAAUGUUAGAAGGACAUUCAUUUGGUAUUGCUGAUACAAUUACUGAUCAACAAACAUAUGAAACAAUACAAGCAACAAUUAAAAAAGCUAAAAAUGAAGUUAAUAAAGUUAUUCAAAGAACACAUAGAGAUUCAUUAGAACUAUCACGUGGAAAUUCAUUAAGACAAACAUUUGAAAAUAUGGUUAAUGGUCUUUUAAAUAGUGCAAGUGAUAAGACUGGUUUAUUAGCAAAACGAUCAUUAUCUGAUUUUAAUCAAUUUAAAGCAAUGGUUGUUAGUGGUGCAAAAGGUUCUUCUAUAAAUAUAUCACAAGUUAUUGGUUGUGUUGGACAACAAAAUGUUGAAGGAAAACGUAUUCCAUUUGGUUUUAAACAUCGUACAUUACCACAUUUUAUUAAAGAUGAUUAUGGACCUGAAGCUAAAGGUUUUAUUGAAAAUUCUUAUUUACAAGGUUUAACACCAGUUGAAUUUUAUUUUCAUGCUAUGGCUGGACGAGAAGGUCUUAUUGAUACAGUUGUUAAAAUAGUUGAAACAGGUUAUAUACAAGAACGUUUAAUUAAAGCCAUGGAAUCUGUUAUGAUUAAAUAUGAUGGAACUGUUAGAAAUCAAUUUGAACAAUUAAUACAAUUUACAUAUGGUGAAGAUGGUUUAGCUGGUGAAAAUGUUGAAUUUCAAUCAAUUAUAUCUUUAAAACCAUCAAAUCAAUUAUUUGAACGUUUAUGUAAAUUUGAUUUAUCAUCUGAAGAAAAAUAUUUAAGAAAAUUUUUAACUGAUGAUGUUAUUAGAGAUUUAUAUACAAAUGAAUCAUUACAAUUAUUAGAUGAUGAAUGGAAACAAUUAAAUGAAGAUAUUUUUAAUUUAAGACAAAUAUUUCCAACGGUGAUACAUCAAAAAUUUUUUUACCUUGUAAUUUAG